Emys orbicularis (European pond turtle) is the source of this 801-nucleotide messenger RNA. Its product is annotated as NF-kappa-B inhibitor delta-like. Bases 1 to 801 code for a protein of 266 amino acids. The transcript is spliced from 7 exons. Gene Ontology annotation, molecular function: protein binding. The record is from RefSeq and is a predicted model, not a curated record. Gene Ontology annotation, biological process: regulation of gene expression. Lineage: Eukaryota; Metazoa; Chordata; Testudines; Emydidae. Gene Ontology annotation, cellular component: nucleus.
AUGAGGGAAUACACACUGGCAGCCGCAGAGCGUAUGAGAGAGCUGCGAAGACUAGAUGCCAAGGAGCACAGAGGAAAGACUCCCCUGUUGGUUGCUGUAGCUGCCAGACAACCAGCCAUAGUCUAUGAUUUGAUACUGACAGGGGCUGAUGUCAAUGCUGUGGACGAUAAAGGGCAAUCUGCUUUACAUCUCGCGGCAACAUAUGGAUACGCACAAGUCAUUCAGGUUAUUAUGUCACUAGGUUUCCCGUACGAUUUAGAAAUGAAGGAUUUUGAAGGCCAUACUCCACUUCACUGUGCUGUUCUGUCCCAUAAUUCCCUGUUCCGAGAGCAGCAAUGUCACCUUACACUAACCGAGGAACAGAGAAAAGAACUUCAGUACCAGAGUGAGGAGGUGCUAUCAUGUAUCCACCUUCUGGUGCAGAUGGGAGCCUCCAUCCACAGCCGAGAUGUUAAAAGCAACAAGACAGUACUUCAUUACACGGUACAGGAUGGGAACAUCUCCCUGCUCAAGUACUUCUUAGAACUAAAUGCUUUCAUGUCUGAGGACUUUGUCAACAGUAAGGCUCAUGGUAACACAGCUUUGCACAUGGCAGCUGCUCUUUAUCAGGACAAAAAUCAGGAAGAAAUUAUCAAAUUGCUCCUGGACCAUGGGGCAGACCCAAGCAUCCGAAACUUAGACAACGACCAGGCAAUUCACAUGGCACAGUCAGGAAAGGCUGGCGAUCGGGUCAGGCAUUUGCUGAAGAAAGGGAGAGUCACGUCAGCAUUUGUUACCUGCCGUCGAAACGCCAGAUCCUAG